This is a messenger RNA of Gopherus flavomarginatus (Mexican gopher tortoise), 1905 nucleotides long. It is a transcript of the gene UHMK1, whose product is annotated as U2AF homology motif kinase 1. The record is from RefSeq and is a predicted model, not a curated record. Gene Ontology annotation, cellular component: neuronal ribonucleoprotein granule; nucleus. Gene Ontology annotation, biological process: peptidyl-serine phosphorylation; positive regulation of translational initiation; regulation of protein export from nucleus. NCBI's taxonomy places the organism in Eukaryota, Metazoa, Chordata, Testudines, Testudinidae. Gene Ontology annotation, molecular function: RNA binding; ribonucleoprotein complex binding; ATP binding. Bases 24 to 1259 code for a protein of 411 amino acids. The transcript is spliced from 8 exons.
UGUUCCCGGCGGGCGCUGAGGCGAUGGCCGGGGCCCCGCUGCUGGAGGCGCUGGGCCGCCUGUGGCAGGUGCAGGCCCAGCUCGGCAGCGGCGCCUCCGCCUCGGUGUUCCGGGUGCGCUGCUGCGGGGACUCGCACGCUCCGCUCGGCGCCGUCAAGGAGUUCGUGCCCCCGGCGCGCCCCGGGCCUGCCGCCCGCUGCGCCCCGGAGUACGGGUUCGGCAAGGAGCGCGCCGCGCUGGAGCAGCUGCGGGGCCACCGCAACAUCGUGACGCUGUACGGCGUGUUCACCAACCACUUCUCUGCAAAUGGCCCUUCUCGCUGCCUCCUGCUGGAGCUGCUGGACAUCAGUGUGUCAGAGCUGCUUUUCUACUCCAGCCAUCAGGGUUGCUCCAUGUGGAUGAUCCAGCACUGUGCCCGUGAUGUGUUAGAAGCCCUGUCUUUCCUUCACCACAAAGGCUAUGUGCAUGCAGACCUCAAGCCACGCAACAUCCUGUGGAGCGCAGAAGAAGAGUGCUUUAAACUCAUUGACUUUGGGCUUAGCUUCAAAGAGGGGAAUCAGGAUGUGAAAUAUAUUCAGACAGACGGGUAUCGGGCUCCAGAGGCAGAGCUGCAGAACUGCCUGGCUCAGGCGGGGCUCCAGAGUGAAACGGAAUGUACCUCUGCUGUAGAUCUGUGGAGUCUAGGAAUCGUUUUACUGGAAAUGUUCUCAGGAAUGAAACUGAAACAUACUGUCCGAUCACAGGAAUGGAAGACAAACAGUUCUGCCAUCAUUGAUCACAUUUUUGCCAGUGAAGGUGUGGUAAAUUCAGCCAUCCCAGCCUAUCACCUCAGAGACCUUAUCAAGAGCAUGCUUCAUGAUGACCAAGCGAAAAGAGUCACUGCUGCAAAGGCCCUGUGCAGCCCCUUCUUCAGCAUUCCCUUUGCUCCCCAUAUUGAAGAUCUGGUGAUGCUUCCAACUCCAGUGCUAAGGCUGCUCAAUGUCUUGAGUGAUGCUUCUCUUCAGAGUGAAGAAGAAUAUGAAGAUGUGCUGGAAGACAUAAGAGAGGAGUGUCAGAAAUACGGCCCGGUGGUUUCCAUGCUUGUUCCAAAGGAGAAUCCUGGCAAAGGCCAAGUCUUCGUUGAAUAUGCAAAUGCUGGUGAUUCCAAAGCUGCCCAGAAAUUGCUCACUGGAAGGAUGUUUGAUGGCAAGUUUGUUGUGGCUACGUUUUACCCCCUGAGUGCCUAUAAGAGAGGGUAUCUGUACCAAACAUUGCUCUAGCAGCAGCAGCCAUCAGGAGAGUCGGCAGCGCUUCUUCCUCAUUUCAGUGUGUUCUGCAGUUGAAUGUACAAAGAGCUUCCUAGCCCUGCUUUUGAGUAGCUUUGAAAGGAGAUCUGCACAGGACAGAACUGGGCUUUUGCCCUCUAGUGCUGCUUUGUCCUGUACAAAGGAUGCCCAGGCGGCUUUAAAAUGAUCUGUGUUCUGCUUGUUUGGUUACAUUAGAGAUGUGGUUCUUGCCUACCCUGGAAGGCUCUCCAGUGACUGGAGUAAGUAGUGACAUUGCCAUUACAGGAGACUCAAUAUCUAAGUCGGGUUCAGACUGUUAAAAAUGUCACUUGUGUCUUGACACUAAUGAUCGACUAGUGUUUUUGGAAAGGAUCUCUGUUAAAUAUUCAUCGCGGAGUGAGAACCCUCCCCAUACACAUGCUCUGAGACACCCAGGAGCCCUCCAGCAAGAACAGGAAAGACUACACUUUUUUUUCCUGUUAUCUAAGGUAGAAAGACAAGCAGAAGCCCCUGCAUCUCUGGGGUGGGUGGAGGAGGCUUCAGGUCUUUACACCCCAUAAAGUAGUGGCCAUCUGGCCUGUGAAGUUAUGCUGUCACUGACAGCUGGCCCAGGGAGACCAGUAAAAUUUCCUCCACUCUA